CAGGUAACAUCGAAAGGUGCCAGCUUAAAUCCUAAUGCAAAAGUAUGGCAGGAAAGCAUGCAAGGAAACUCUGAAGCUGCACCAGCAACUAAUGGCACUGAGCAAUCAUGGCAAGAAACAGCAGCUGUGCCGGGAAAUAGUACAGAGGGUAAUGCUGAGGUUGCAGAUGAUGGUGCUAAGCAGUAUGACACAAUGUAUUCAUCUUGUGAAACGUCAAACAGCUCAGGUGUUGAGGAAUCUGCGGCUAAUGGAAUGGUCUUGACACAUGAAGAGCUUGGAUACCAACUCUAUGAUGUUUCUGAUGAAGGCAGCCCCGUCAUUUCUCCGGAAGACUUGAAAGAAUGUUUGAAGAAACAAUUGGAGUUCUGUUUCUCACGUGAGAAUCUAUCCAAGGAUCUUUACUUGAUGUCUCAAAUGGACAGUGAUCAAUUUAUUCCAAUAUGGACAAUCGCCAACAUGGAAGGAAUUAAGAAACUGACAACUAAUAUGGAUCUAAUUGUGGAAGUACUAAGAUCUACUCCUAUAGUCCAAGUGGAUGAACGAGGAGAAAAAGUUAGGCCAAACCACAAACGAUGCAUUAUUAUUCUCCGCGAGAUUCCUGAAACAACACCUGUAGAGGAGGUAAAGGCACUGUUUAAAAAUGAAAGCUGCCCCAAAGUGAUAAGUUGUGAAUUUGCUCACAAUAACAACUGGUACGUUACAUUCCAGUCAGACACUGAUGCACAGCAGGCAUUUAAAUAUUUACGGGAAGAAGUCAAAACCUUUCAGGGCAAGCCAAUAAUGGCCAGGAUAAAAGCCAUCAACACAUUUUUUGCCAAGAAUGGUUACCGGGUAGUGGAUUCCAGUGUGUAUGUUCAACCUGUUCAAACACAAGCACAGUUUGCCUCACCACUGUUUAUGCAGCCUGUAUAUAGUCCCCAGCAGUACUCCAUCUACAGUAUUGUGCCUCAGACAUGGUCUCCAAACCCUGCACCUUAUUUUGAAACACCACUGGCUCCAUUUCCUAACGGUGGAUUUGUGAAUGGCUUCAAUUCACCAGGAUCGUACAAGACAAAUGCUGCUGGAUUAAGUAUAGCUCGCCCAUUCCAUAGAAACCGCGUGAAGCCUCAUUUCCGAUUGUCAAGUAGUUCUGAACAUUCUGCUGAAGGAACAUCCGCAGUCAGUGCUGUGUCCGUAGGAGAUGGACAACUUCACAGAGCCAGCUCAAGGAACUUCCAAACGGAACGGCAAGCAAACUCAUUGUCAGGACACCAAGAUCAAAGCUAUUCACCGAAGGAUUCUUCUGUUACACAGAUAGAGCAAAAUGGUGAUUAUGGCAUGAGCCGAGGCAGGAGAAACAUUUUCAGAGGUCGGAGAAGGCGGGAAGAUGACAGACUUGUGCGGCCUCCGCCUUCAGCUGAAACUAAGACUUUGACACCAAAGUUUGACUUGCUAGCCUCGAAUUUCCCUCCAUUGCCUGGCAGCAUGAUAAAAACACAAGGGGACCCAGUCUUAGAGAGUAGGAUGUCGGACGUUGUUAAAGGAAUAAGCAAAGAAAAGGAAAACAAAGAGUUGCCAGCCGAUUGUAAAACAUCUACUCAGGAAGAGCAGGGCCAGAGUACUGUUCAGCCUGUCAUGAGUGCCAGUUCUCCCUGUGAGAUUGAUGUUCCUGGAUUAAGUGCCACUCAACCAGAUAAGUUGGAAGAGGUCCAAGCGCAGAAAGAGGUUGCAAGCCAGACUUCGCCACCUUCACCUGUGUGCCCCCUCAGUACUGUAAAACCACCUAGGACAAACGCCACUUCAUCUACAACCAGUACGAACACGAUACCUACUGUGACAGUACAGCAACCCCGGAAGCUCAGCUAUGCUGAAGUCUGCCAGAAACCCCCAAAAGAGAUGGCUCCAGUUCCUGUUCAGCCGCUUAGGGAGCUGCGUACCAAUGUAACCUCUCCUGCCAAAACAGAAGAAAAUGGCACCCAUGAAAGAGCUGGAGAGAAGGCGUGCGAAAAACCUGAAGGACGGGUUAAGGACUUUGCGGUCUUCAGGGGCAACGGGCCUCCCAAGGGAGCCGCAGGAAAAAUCAGGGAACAGAGGCGCCAAUGUGGACGUAGGUCUUCUCCUCAGGGAGCGCCUCGGCGUGUUGGCAAGGAACAGUACGUGCCACCACGAUCACCAAAGGAAAAUUGAUCAAACUUUUUAUUUAAUCAUAACUAUGGACUAAUGAGCAGUAGAGGAGAAACUGGCCAGCUGUGAGAAAUUCAAAUGUGGGGAAAGCGGACACUGAAUUCAAGAGCACAGAGUUUGCGGUGUGAGAGUGCUUGAAGAGGUCCCAAUAUUCAUCUCAAAGUGAUAUAUAAAAUGCUGGAGGAAUUGAAUCAAUAUAAAUAUGAUAAAAGAUUAUAAUUUUUGUAACUUUUUUUUUGUUUUAAUUUGCAGCGGGUUUCCUGCCUGAAGGUAGAGUUUUGGGUUAUGAAUUAGUUUGUUGGAAAUGAGGAACAAAUACAUACACACGAUAGCAUGUUCCUCACCUGGAGAAAGAAGAGGCAAAAUAUUUUUUUCCCUUUUUUUUUCUUUUUUGAAAAGAGCAUUUCUGUAAAAGUUAUAAAUUACUUUUUAAAUCUAUUUAAUGUACGGCUUGUAGGAUGAUGUGUAUGCCAUUAAUGGCCUUGCAUUACAAAUCAGCCCCAAAACUGACAUGCUUGGUCAGUAUGAAUGAGUGUAGCCACAUACUUGUUAUGUCAUGAUUUAGUCACUGCUGAUAACUGAAUGUACUACUGUAGUAUUUUGUGUUUUGGAAAUGUAGUAUUUGAACUUACUAAUUUUGGUCAGCUUUUAAAACUCUGUUUUACUUUGGAUUAUACAAACAGCAAGAUUAGUAAACGAAUAGUGGGCAAGGUUUUAAUUUGUACUUGCUUUCCCCCUAAUUAGGGAUUGCAUUAUUUUUAUUUCCCCCCACUGCUUUAGUAUUUUUCUCUAAAUCUUUAUUACAGAAUUAUGCACAUCUAGCUGGAAUAGUCGUUCCAGUACUGAUGCAGGACUAAUACAGAAAAAGUGCACAGCAGUCCUUUUCUUGGUAUCACAUUUAAUGACCUUGGAUUUUCAUCUCUUCAGUAUGCUUAAUUGUGUAGAAGUGAGGCAAGUCAGUUUGAAGUUUGGCCUUGCUAUGAUACAUGGAUGGGCCUCUAGAGUGACUUGCAUUGAUAGAUACUGUAUAUUGAAAAAGCUCUUUCUACUGAAAAAAGCACUUCAUACUAUACUGGAAAUCAGGUUUUGUGUAGAGGGCAGACUUUUAAAACAGCAAGUUUGGUAACUAGGUUUCCUCGGUUUUUUAGAGGUGAUAGCCAUGGAAACUUCCAAGUUAGUCUGGAGAACAUUGGAGAGGAUUUUUACAUAGCUUUAUGUUAAUUAGAUUAACAACAUUGUGUAACGAGCAGUCUGGGUUAUAAGCUGGUAACUGUAGUAAGUCAUAAAAGGAAUAGGAAAGCUACAACAAGUUAAAUCUGCCAAAUCUGCAUGCUAGGGUUCAAAGUUCUGUAUUAAAGUGUUAGGGGAAAGUAUCUUGCAACAACAAAGUGUACCUUUCUUUAGUUAAUAGCAAGUAUAACAAAUCUAAAGUUGUUAGUUGUGAACACUGGAAAAUGCAGUUGCGAGAUACUACCACAUCCUAGUUUAUAUAUGCUAGUGAUAACUUUAAAAUGUCAGUGGCAGAUAAAUAAUUUAACUGUGAAAAUGUUCAUCUUCUGAUUUUCUUAGCCAGAUAACCCUUGGCAAUUUUUACUCAGUAGGCAUUCUCUAUCAAUGGCUUUGAGAACACUCAUAUCUAUUUUUAUAAGUAUAUAAAUAUAUAUAUAAAGUUAGAUUUGUCAUUUCUCUAACUUAUUAUUCAGCUUGGCAAUCACUUUUUUAUUUGAUUGAAAAGUGUAUAUGUACUUACAUAGUUGAUAUUCUUUUUUUCUAUGCAUGUUAUUAAUCAUUACUCAUUUUAAAGUACAUGUGCUGGGUUUGGCAGUCUUUAAAUUUACACAAAUCAUUGAUCACAUCUGUUAACACAGAAACCCAUUUUGGUUUACUCAUAAUGCUAUUUUUGUAUGGACAUAACCCACAAAAGGUGAAAAAUAUUUAAAAGUGUUAAGAACGCUGCAAAAUGUAUAGAAGAGUACUUCAAAAAUUCUUUAAGAUCAUAAAUCUAAUUACUGCACUUGGAUUGGAAAAAAAGGUUGAACUGUGACAGUUAUCCUUAGGGUAGACACGUAUUGUGACAUUACAAACUAAAGAUGUAUUUGAAUUUAUAAGAGCCGACAGGAAUUCUGGAAAUAUAUAUAUGGUUGUCUGUCAUUCAGAGAGAAUGUAGUUGCUUGGAAAGGGGCUAGUCAAAACAAAUUACCUGGCAAUGUGAGUGUGUGAAACCUAACCCUGCGUUAUGUAUCCACGUAUGGGUAGAAUCUUUGUUCAAAAGCAGAUCAACUUGAAAGUGUAGCUCUUUGCUUUUUUGGAUGUUAAAAAAACAGAGCUCACAAUUGCUUUCUUGUGAGUUAAAAAUCUUGACCUAUGGAAGGGAUGUGUUAUACACCCUGAGUGUGUGUGUGUGUGUGUGUGUGUGUGUGUAGGUGGGUUAUGGCUCUUGUGCAAUGUAUGUGUUAAGUGUGUAAAAACAGCUUUUUCCAGUGUAAAGUUGCUACUCUUGAGGGCUCAGUAUUUGGUAACUAUCAACUCAAUUAACAUAGCCUUCCCCCCCCCUCAAAUCUACUAUAAACUUUUAGGUUUAGAGGAAAUAACGAAGUAAAUGCAACUGUUAAAAAGAGCGCGGACAGUGUGUGCUGUUAACUUUUCUUGCAGUUAUUGCAUGAUUAGAAACUUAUCUGGGCUCACUAUUGCUCUUGUCCAUUCUCAGGCAGUGUCUUGAGUCUCCAUCCAUCAGUCUUCCCAUAUUACUUUGGAAACAAGAAACAACAUCUUUAGAACUAGAUUCACUGCUGGCAAUUCUGCUGUUUUAUUGUAAGAAUGUUGAAUGUGGCAGUGCUUGUUUUCUGCAUAGUUUUGCAUUAAAGUGUUAAUGGACAAAGCAUUCUUAUAGUUACUGGGAAAUUGAGGCAGUGAACAACAACAUGUGAACCCUUGUCCUUUGUCUAUUAAAAAAUACUGGAUGAAUGUAAUAUAUACCGGCAUAGCCUGUACUGGUAAAAUAACCAAAACAAGCAUUUUCAUUGUAAAUAUUGAAACAGUGGAGAUGAAGCUGAUGUUUGCAUUUCAUCCAUAAAACAUCAGUGUCAAAGCUGUCUACCUAAAUGCCAUUACCUUUCACCUUAAAGGUCAGUAAUGGACAGACAUGCCUGUUGAGUCUUAUCGGUUGAAAUAAUAAUUCAUUAUAAUGGCAAACAGCUUUCAGUUUCCUCAACUCUUAUUUGUUGGUGAUUUUAUGAGUGUUCUGAGUUUUCCUCCUUUCAUGGUUUUAGGAUUGGUAAAUAACUCUGGGUCCUAUUAUUGUACUUAUGUUCUGGAAGGGAAAAAGGGGGGAGAUACUCCGUUGGCAUGGAACUUAAUAUUCCUGCUUUCUUUUCUUUUCUUUGAUUUAGCUUGGCAGAAAGUGUGAUGCAGAUUUAGCAGUAGGUUAAACUAAACCCAUCUUACUGACCAGAAGAAAACUUAAAAGAUGAAACUGGGGCAGAUCAGUAGCAAUUAAGUGACUUAAGCAAUGCUUUUAUUGUAGUAAAAUAGCUAUGGCCUUACUAUUUCAUCAAUAUCGGCUAAAUGUCUGAAUAUGUUCGAUCUUUUUACUGUUACCCAAGUGAAUAUUCACAUGAGAAAAAAAAAUACCUGCUACAUGUGUACAGAUUUCAAAUUUGUAAAAUGCAGCAUUAUAUAGACAAAAUGCAACAGAAAUGCACUUUGGGUUGGGGGGAGCUUAAACUUUUGUAAAUUGUGAUUACAACAAAUAUGCAAUAGGUUUUUUUCUUUAACUUUUGAUAUUUCCUUCUGAAACAUAAGAUUGUUACCAUUAAUCUUUAAUGGCCUAUCAUGCUCUUAUGUGUGCGUAUGUAUGUGUGUUUGAGAGAGAGCAGAUAUUCUUUGUGUGGGUUUCCUUUAGGAUGGUACAUUUCAUUUAAAAAAUAUUCUUUGGAUGAAAGUUAGCUGGGUCUCCAGCCCUGGACUCUGGAAGACAUCUGAUGAGUGUAUUAAUGUAGGUUUCAGAGGAUAUUAAAUGGAAACUAAUCGGUCUUCAAAGUAACCUGUAACAGCUUCAAGAAUUUUAUAUUUAAUAGCUAGAGGGUGUGUGUUUUUUACAGAAGAUUGUCAUGGAUAAAAUCCCCCCCUCAAAUAUAUUUCUGAUGUAACUGGCUAGUGCACAAAUGGUUUCAGUUCUUCAGUCAAAACCACUCAGCUAUGUCUCUCCUGGAAAGGUUUGGUUUCUGAUAUUUAUAUUCUCACUUUUCUGUGAGACUUCUGUUUAAAAAAAAAGAAGUAGUAAUUAUCUGGAUUCUCUACUUUGUCAGUUUGGUUUAUUCCUGUUGUCAAAGCUGUCUAAAACAAAAAAUGUGUAAAGUAGGUUCAUGCUUAAUUGUUAAAAUUAUACAUGUAUUUGUAUUUGUUUUUGACAUUGCCAAGGUGCUAUGGGAAACUGAAAUAACCGUUAGAAGGAAAUAAUAAAAUCCACCUUAAAAAGACACA
Molecule: messenger RNA, 6645 nt
Organism: Podarcis muralis (Common wall lizard)
Lineage: Eukaryota; Metazoa; Chordata; Lepidosauria; Squamata; Lacertidae
Source: RefSeq, a predicted model, not a curated record